This is a messenger RNA of Syngnathoides biaculeatus (alligator pipefish), 5273 nucleotides long. It is a transcript of the gene f8, whose product is annotated as coagulation factor VIII, procoagulant component. The transcript has 27 exons. Gene Ontology annotation, molecular function: oxidoreductase activity; copper ion binding. Lineage: Eukaryota; Metazoa; Chordata; Actinopteri; Syngnathiformes; Syngnathidae. The record is from RefSeq and is a predicted model, not a curated record. The coding region runs from base 107 to 5002 and encodes 1631 amino acids.
CUCAAACACACAGUCCACCUUGCCAUUCCUCCCACCCACUGACCGAUAAAUUUGGUUCCAUUUAAGUGAAGCCCUCAUUCUUUUUUUGCCAGGCUCUUUGUGGCGCAUGCAGGUGCCCACGCCGACAAUGGGAGUGUCGCUUUUGCCUCCGCUGCUGCUGCUGCUGUGCGUUAUUGGCCGGGCAAAGACAAUUACUGUAAGGGAGCAUUUCAUUGCUGCUGUGGAAAUCGGCUGGGACUAUGUCAGUGUGGGUGAUGGUGACGCAACAUCUGAUCAAAGGUGGGUGUCCAAAGAUAACCCUCAGAAAUAUAUUAAGGCAGUUUACAGGGAGUACACAGAUGCCACAUACACAAUCCCCAAGCCGAGACCACCUUGGACAGGUAUUCAAGGUCCAGUAAUUGUGACUCAGCCUCGUGAAAAAGUCGUUGUGCACUUCAAAAACCUGGCAUCUCACCCUUACAGUAUCAGCCCAGUGGGUAUAACGUACUGGAAGCAGUCAGAAGGAGCUGGCUAUGAUGACUCCACAAUGGGCAAAGAGAAGGAGGAUGACGCCGUCGCUCCCGGAAAAUACCACAAGUACGUGUGGGACAUCAGUGCUGCUGACGGACCCACAAUUGAUGACCCCGAAUGCCUAACCUACUCAUAUUCAUCCCAAGUGGACCCGGUCCGAGACAUCAACUCUGGACUUGUUGGUCCUCUGCUCAUCUGCCAGUCAAGGGCCUUCAGUAAGGACAACCAGAGGAGAGAUACUGCGUUCGUGCUGCUCUUUGCAGUGUUUGAUGAGAACAAGAGCUGGUAUGGGGAAGUUGGAGACAGGAGGGGCAGAGAGAAUAUUCAGAGGAGCAACAGCAGGACAGAAUAUCACACCAUCAACGGCUACAUCAACUCCACUUUGCCGGGUUUGACCAUGUGCCAAAAACGGGUGGUUUGGCACAUCAUUGGUGUUGGCACAGCCCCAGAGAUCCACUCCAUCCACUUCCAGGAUCACACGCUAAAGGUGUUGAAACAUCGUAAAGUGACUAUGGAGGUGUCCCCCAUGACCUAUGUCACUGCAGAAAUGAAGCCGGGCAAUGUUGGCCGUUUCCUCAUCAGCUGCCAGAUAUAUGCGCACCACUUGGAUGGCAUGAGAGCCAUGUUCAAGGUGGAGAACUGCCCAGGACCAGACCUUCGCAACGUCAUACACGACUACGAUGAGUAUGGCGAGGAUUACUUUAACACUGUUAAUUUACAGCCCAUGAGGCCUCGAGCACUUGGGAGAGCCAGCAGGGGACAGCGGUCAAAAAUCUGGAAACAUUACAUUGCUGCUGAGGAAGUCGUGUGGGACUACGCUCCUCAUCUCGCAGCCACAGACAGUGAGCUGCAGUCCAUUGAGAUGCCGGAGGCCCCUCAUCACCUCGACUAUAAGUAUAAAAAGGUGACCUAUGUGGAAUACACAGACGAAACUUUCACUCGGAGGAAAAACACAGUCAGCACACUCAUGGGUCCGUUACUGAAAGGAAAAGUCAGCGAUCGCUUCCACAUCACAUUCAAAAACCUGGCCAGUCGUCCUUUUAACAUCGUGCCCAAAGACCUCACCAAAAUGUAUCCACUGGGGAGCUCAACCAACGAAAAUGACUUGCGCUCGAUGGAGGUGCCCCCAAAUGGGACCUUUGUCUACGUCUGGGAACUAACCGCCGAUGAUGGUCCUUUGGAGGAGGACCCCCAAUGUCUUUCACAGCUGUACCAGAGUACCGUUUCCCCAGAGAAGGACCUGGCUUCAGGGCUAGUGGGCAUCCUCCUCAUCUGCAAGUCUACGGCCAUCGACACCAGAGGUCGCCUGUUGGCCCCUGAUAAAGAAUGGAGUAUAGUGUUUGCUGUCUUUGAUGAGAACAGAAGUUGGUAUAUGGAUGAAAACAUUGGCAAACACCAGAACUCAUCAAAAAGCACAAAUCCUGAUUUCUACAACUCCAAUGUCAUUUAUAGCAUAAAUGGCAUCAUGUUCAGCAGGCACCAAUUUUUGAUGUGUCAGACUGAUGUCACCUUCUGGCAUGUGGCCAAUGUGGGCACCCAGAGUGAGUUCCUAUCUGUGUACUUCACUGGAAACCUUUUUCAGUAUGAUGGCCUUCAUCAGUCUGUCCUCACCCUCUUUCCGAUGACUAGCAUGACCAUUACCAUGGAAAUGGACCUGCCGGGUGAGUGGGAGAUAAGUGCCUUCGAUGGUAAUCUCAAGAGUCGGGGGAUGAGCAUUCAUUACAGCGUCUGUCCCUGCGACUACGGAGACAUGUUUGUUGACCAAGAUGAAGACAUCGAUGAUAUUUCUGACUGUGUGAACCUAUUGCCAAAGGGAAGGAGACCUCAAAAGACAACGCAUAUGGUCUGGGUGUGCAAAAACUUUACUUCUAGUCAAAAUGAUACUGGUGGCAAUACUGGGUGGACUGUGAAAGGAGAACAAAUCUGUCAAAUGAAGAAUAUGACUGUAGUGUCUUCGGAGGGAGGAAAUGCAAGCAGUGUACCUGUGGGAGGCAUCCCACUGGAUGUUUUGAAAGAAUUGGAGAAAAAUGGGGAGUGGAUUCUAGAUUUGAAUGAGACUGUAAAUGAAAGAAGUGGCAGAGAGAGAAGACAGGCAGAAGGAAACUGGACACGUGAUGAUUUUAGCUCUGCAGAAACCGCAAAUGAUGAAUUCAAAUGGCAGUUUGUAUGGGAGACCGAAGAAAAUAGAACAGAGAAAAAUGUUGAGAUGAACCAAAGGAAUGAGAUGCGACUUGAGACAAAUGUACUCAGAGAAGAUAGCAAUGAAAUCAUACCAGACAGCAAUCCAAACCUCAAGGAGAGUCUUAUAAGUGAAAGCAAUUCAUUGGAAAGGGAGCAAAACUUCAAAGAAAUCGCCAUUAAAAGUGAUUCUAAGGAGCACACAGUGGAUUCUGUCAGGGUGGUUUACAAUUCUACAGCAACAAAGAACAAAACAGGAAUCAACUUGUCUUUGGAUUAUGAUGACUACAGCCAAGAGGAUAAUAGCACAACCAAUGUAAUUACCUCAGACAAAAUUGACAUUCGCUCCAGAAAAACAACAUCCCGCCACUAUUAUAUUGCUGCAGAAGAGAUCAGCUGGGACUAUGGAAUCAGAAAAGACCCUCGUCUUAUCAAACUCAGAGAGGCCCGCCGUGGAAUGAGAAAGUUUCUCCCAAAAUACAAGAAGGUGGUGUUUAAAGAGUACCGUGACAAAGACUUCCUGGAACCUGUCCACAGAGGAGAGCUUCAAAAACACCUGGGAAUCAUGGGCCCUUUGAUCAAAGCAGAAGUUAACGAGUUACUUACUGUCAUUUUCAAGAACAAGGCAUCCAGACCGUACUCAUUUCACCUUCAGGGAGUUUAUGAUCGUACUCAAGCGGCGGGCAUUACACAAAGCUAUGCCCCAUUCCUGCCAGCGGGGGUCCCAGGAGAGCCGGUUCCACCUGGAGAGGCUCAGACAUAUAACUGGAGAAUCACAAGGAAACAAGGUCCUGCUGAUGAGGAAUUUGGUUGCAAGGCUGGCGCGUACUACUCCACUGUAGACAAGGAGAGGGAUCUUCACUCAGGUCUGAUUGGUCCACUGGUUGUGUGUAAGACUGGGACUCUGGCGACCACUGAGAAUUUAGGGCCCAAAAUCCAGGAUUUCAGCCUUCUCUUCCACACAUUUGAUGAGACGAAAAGUUGGUACCUGGAGGAGAACCUGAAGAAUCAUUGUGUCCCUCCCUGUCACGUCUACCCAGACGACCCCUGGUACCACAUCAGCAAUAAGUUUGCAGCAAUAAAUGGCUAUGUGGCAGAGACACUUCCCGGUCUGAUGGUUGCACAGCACCAGCGAGUCAGGUGGCAUUUGCUGAAUGUGGGAAGUGAUGGCGAGUACCACGCUGUGCACUUCCACGGUUUACCGUUCAUUCUUCACACUGGGCAGGAGCACCGUAUGGGCAUCUACAACCUCUUCCCUGGUGUGUUCGGCUCUAUAGAGAUGAUCCCCUCCACGGUUGGCACAUGGCUGGUUGAGUGCACCGUUGGAGACUACCAGCUGGCUGGCAUGAGAGCUAAACUAUUGGUUUAUGAUCCAGAAUGUGCUUUACCUCUGGGAAUGAAAUCUGGAAACAUCCAAGAUUCACAGAUCACUGCUUCAGAUCACAUAGGUACUUGGGAGCCCCAACUGGCGAGGCUGCAUCAGUCUGGUUUUAUCAAUGCUUGGAUGGGUACAAGCAAGUUCUCUUGGAUACAGGUGGACCUGCUGAAGCCAACCCUCCUGCAUGGCAUCGAGACACAGGGUGUGAGGGCAAGCCUGAGAGAAAACUACAUCUCACUCUUUGUCAUUUCCUACAGCCUGGACCAGGAGACAUGGAUCACCUACCAAGGAAACUACACAAGUCAGCCCAAUAUGUUUCACGGGAAUGUGGACAGCACCAAAGUGAAGCACAACAAGUUCUCACCUCCGUUUGUGGCUCGUUACCUUCGGAUUCACCCUGAAAAAUUUGUACUGAGUCCUGCACUGCGACUGGAGCUGCUGGGCUGCGAUCUCAAUAGUUGCUCACAUCCACUAGGCCUCAGGAGCGGACUGAUUACAAACAUUACUGCUUCUUCGUAUCGUUCAUCACUGCUGCGUAAGUGGAUCCCCUCUCUGGCCCGCCUCCAUCAAGAGGGCAGUACUAAUGCUUGGAGGCCCAAGGAAAACAACCCCCACGAGUGGCUACAAGUGGACCUUACCACAGUCAAGCGGAUCACAGGUGUCAUCACCCAGGGGGCAAGAUCUUUCCUGACACAGAUGAUGGUCACCGAGUUCUCGGUGACUGUUAGUCACGAUGGACACUCUUGGGCCAGCGUGUUGGAGAAGGACUCGCACAGGGAAAUGAUCUUCACAGGUAACAACGACCCCGACCAGGAAGCCCUCAGUGUUUUUGAGCCGGCUCUGUUCGGCCGGUUCCUGCGCAUCCACCCUCGUGGUUGGACCAACGACAUUGCUCUGCGUUUGGAGGUGCUGGGCUGCAACACACAGCAGGACUAAAAAGCAGUUAUGCAAAGCACCUUUACGUCACACAUUAACUCUCCGCUUAACUAUAUGGUAUUGGAUCUUUUUUGGCUGUUAAGAAAUGUAAGAGAUAAGGAGUCAUGGAGGGAAAAGUUGUCACUUUCAAAAAGUAUUUGCCAGGGUUAUGGCAACAUCUUCAGAAUGUAAUGUUGUGUAAAUAGUUCACGGAGAGAUGGGUGUACACUGUUUAAUGAUUGUUAUAUAUUGUUGGCAAUCUAUGGACUCAUGUAUAUUUCUGCUGUCAUAA